This is a messenger RNA of Gekko japonicus, 673 nucleotides long. It is a transcript of the gene MYL7, whose product is annotated as myosin light chain 7. Lineage: Eukaryota; Metazoa; Chordata; Lepidosauria; Squamata; Gekkonidae. Gene Ontology annotation, cellular component: cytoplasm; myofibril. Bases 64 to 588 code for a protein of 174 amino acids. The record is from RefSeq and is a predicted model, not a curated record. The transcript is spliced from 7 exons. Gene Ontology annotation, biological process: heart contraction; cardiac muscle tissue development. Gene Ontology annotation, molecular function: calcium ion binding.
GGAUAUAGCUCAAGCCUCCAGUUGACACCUUCCAGAAUUUCUUUGUUCUACAGGACUUCCAAGAUGGCCAGCAGAAAAGCUGGGACUCGAAGCAAAGCAGCUGCAAAGCGUCAGCAGCGGGGCUCUUCCAAUGUCUUCUCCAUGUUUGAGCAGUCACAGAUCCAGGAGUUCAAGGAGGCAUUCAGUUGCAUUGAUCAGAACCGUGACGGCAUUAUCAGCAAAUCAGACUUGAAAGAGACCUAUGGCCAACUCGGGAAAAUGAAUGUGAAGGAUGAGGAGCUGGAGGAGAUGCUGAAGGAAGGGAAAGGGCCAGUUAAUUUCACAGUCUUUCUAACCCUCUUUGGAGAGAAACUGAAUGGAACUGACCCAGAAGAAUCAAUCCUUGCUGCCUUCAAGCUCUUUGACCCCAAUGGAUCAGGUUAUGUCAACAAAGAAGAGUUUAAACAACUCCUGCUAACACAGGCGGACAAGUUCUCUCCUGAGGAGGUGGAGGAAAUGUUUGCUGUAGCCCCCAUUGACGUGGCUGGGAACAUUGAUUACAAAUCUCUAUGUUAUAUCAUCACACAUGGUGAUGAGAAGGAAGACUGAGAGAAGAACACGGGCAAAAAUUCACAGGAUGCGGUGACUACCAGGGUAGUCAGUGCAGUACAUUGCUAAGUCUUCUGCAAUAAAA